This is a messenger RNA of Abrus precatorius (Indian licorice), 2293 nucleotides long. RefSeq lists its product as uncharacterized. The transcript is spliced from 2 exons. Lineage: Eukaryota; Viridiplantae; Streptophyta; Magnoliopsida; Fabales; Fabaceae. The record is from RefSeq and is a predicted model, not a curated record. The coding region runs from base 266 to 1963 and encodes 565 amino acids.
CCACUCUCCAGUAUCGGUUAUUCCAAUUUUCUUAUUCUUUCUUUUGUUGUUUCACUGGUCAACGCAGUUAUGAAGGUGAGAGUGAGAGGGAGAGAGAGAGUAGAGUUCAAGACUUUUCUUUAACUACUACAAACUAGAAAUCAUUUGUGAAGCCAAGGAAAAGGAAAAUCAAGCUCUCUUUCUCUCUCAUCCACCGCUUUAUUGAGAGUUUUGGAGAGAGUAGGAGAAGAAUAAAUCAUCUUUGCCUCUUUCUCUGCUGGUAGAGAUGUUGGGGUGUGAGUGUUUUUGGUGGAACAGUGAAUCCUCUUACCCUUCUGAGCCUGAGCCCUUCUCUCUGCCUGCACCUCUUCCACAGUGGCCACAAGGUGGUGGUUUUGCUAGUGGAAGAAUAAGCCUCGGAAGAAUAGAAGUUUUAAAAAUAACCAAGUUUGAGAGAGUUUGGAGCUGCACAAGUUCGCAUGGUAAAUCACAAAGUUUCAUAUUUUACAGACCUUUAGAGAUUCCAGAUGGUUUUUUCUGCCUAGGUCACUACUGCCAGACCAAUGAGCAGCCAUUGAGAGGACAUGUUCUUGUGGCCCGAGAAACCUUGCCUGAACCUGAAUCUGAUGAUUUCCAUGGUUCCAUGUUAGAAUCUCCAGCUCUUAGAAAACCAAUUAACUACUCUUUAAUAUGGAGUGCUGAUUCACCACAUGAUGGAUGUGGUUAUUUUUGGUUGCCAAAUCCUCCAGUGGGUUACAAGGCCAUGGGCAUAUUAGUUACUACUCAACCCCAUGAACCUGAUAUCGAUGAAGUUAGAUGUGUGCGAGCAGAAUUGACUGAAACUUGUGAAACUAGCAAUUUAUUACUAUCCAUGAGCACAAAAUUUUCAAAAAAUUCAUUCAAAGUUUGGAACACACAGCCUUGCAGAAGAGGGAUGUUGGGUAAAGCAGUGCCUGUUGGGACAUUCUUCUGCAGUACCUAUUCUAACUCUAAACAAGUGGCAGAUAUUGCUUGCUUGAAGAAUCUUGACUCCACCUUACAAGCCAUGCCUAACAUAGACCAAAUUCAUGCACUUGUUAAUCAUUAUGGUCCCACUGUAUACUUCCACCCGGAUGAGAUAUACUUGCCAUCAUCGGUGCAAUGGUUUUUCAAAAAUGGAGCACUUUUGUAUUCAAAAGGCAGUGAGAAGGGUAAAGCAAUAGAUUGUCAGGGCUCAAACCUACCUAGUGGAGGAAGAAAUGAUGGUGCUUUUUGGAUAGAUUUGCCUACUGAUGAUGAUGCUAGAAAUGUUCUAAAGAAGGGAAACAUAGAGAGUGCAGAACUCUAUGUUCAUGUUAAACCUGCUUUGGGAGGAACAUUUACUGAUAUUGCCAUGUGGGUUUUUUGUCCCUUCAAUGGCCCUGCCAUCCUUAAAGUGGGAUUGGUGAACAUUGAGAUGAACAAGAUAGGAGAACAUGUAGGUGACUGGGAACACUUCACCCUUCGUGUCAGCAACUUCACCGGAGAGUUAUGGUCUGUGUUCUUUUCUCAGCAUAGUGGAGGAGAAUGGGUAAAUGCAUUCAAUCUGGACUUUAUUGAUGGAAACAAACCAAUUGUUUAUUCAUCAAGGCAUGGCCAUGCAAGCUUCCCUCAUCCUGGGACGUACCUUCAAGGAUCAUCCAAACUUGGAAUAGGAGCAAGGAAUGAAGCAGCUAGAAGUAACCUGACUGUGGAUUCCAGCAUCAGAUAUCAGAUUGUUGCGGCAGAGUAUCUUGGUGACGAAGCUAUUACAGAACCAUGUUGGUUGCAGUAUAUGAGAGAGUGGGGUCCUACCAUUGUGUAUGAUUCAAGAUCUGAAAUAGACAAGUUAAUAGACCUGCUUCCGAUGUGUGUUAGAUUUUCUUUGGAGAACUUGUUUGGAUUGUUUCCAACAGAGCUUUAUGGUGAGGAGGGACCAACAGGGCCAAAGGUGAAGGCCAGUUGGGUUGGAGAUGAAAGAUGCUAGCUACUACUACUUCACUUCACCAUUUCUUCCUGUAUUACUGCUACCAGCCAUACCUUAGUUUCCACUCAUUAAAGUGAUCAGUGAACAUGCAAAAUCUAUAUAGAAAUCAGUUCUAAUGUGAUAUAAGUGGUUGGCUUCCUUGGACAUAAAUUGAGAUACACCUCAGAUCAGCUGUAGCAUGUAAAGCAGCACACUGGCAUGUUCUAAGGGUGCAAUACUGGGGUUUAAAUAUUUUCUGUAGGAGGCAUUACUUUGUUUAAUCAUGGUAUAAUUUAUUUAAGACAGAAAUUUAUAAAAUAAUCAGAAUUUUAAUUACUAUUGUCUACUAAA